CUAACUUCUCCUCUUUCACUUCAUUCGGCUUUUUUCUCUCAAACGCUUUUGCAAUGGCAAAGGUCGACCAAAAUAGCAAGCGACGCUGUAAAAUCUGUUCCAUUUCUUUCAAAACUCAUUCCCAAUUUGCGAAUCAUUGUUUAGAUGCAGAUCAUCAAAGCGAUCAGUGUUGCGAGCACUGUAUCAGGUGGUUUUGUAGCACAGAAGCCUUGGCCCAGCAUAACAAGUCAAAACAUGGGAAGUUGCCGGAGGCUAUGGCAUUUCAAAAUCAAAGGCUAAACGCCUCGACGCCUCAAAUUCUACAGCAAUUUCACUUCAAAGACCGGAACUACAGAAGAUUCCCGCUACUCGACAUGGCAGUUAUUUACACUCGUCUCAUUCUCAAAUGCCAUUCUUCGGAGCGCCUCAGAAAGGAGGGCUACAUUUUGGGCCAAGACAAUCGCGAGAACGGGGGACAAGCCGAUAUCACGAAACAAACCAUUAUGGCUUCUUGUCCAAGCUCUCUCGAACCGAAAAGAAAGGCCGUCGCUCUUGACUGCGAAAUGGCAGGGGUCAGAAACGGUGAUAGCGAAAUCAUAUCCAUCUGCGUCAUCGACUUCUUCACUGGCCAAGUUUUAAUCAAAACUCUUGUUAAACCUCGGGAGCCCAUAAUUGAAUGGCGCACCAACAUCCAUGGCAUACGGCCGGCAACACUAUCAAUAGCUGCAUCCCAAGGACAAGUCCUUUAUGGUUGGGAAGCAAUACGACAAGAGCUAUUUAAGCAUAUCAACACAGAAACAGUAAUAGUUGGACAAUCUCUCCAGCAAGAUUUAAAAAGGCUACGGGUGUCACAUGGAAAGGUUUUUGAUACUGCUAUUCUUACAGCAGAAGCGGUGUUUGGAGCAGAUGCUAGUUUCGGUCGUCGAUGGAGUCUACAAUCCCUUUGUGCAGAUCUGUUGAAAUUACGUAUCCGACAGGGUUCCAACCCUCACGAUGCGUUGGAAGACGCUAUGGCAGCACGAGAGGUUGCGUUGUGGUGCAUAUGCCACCCUGACAAGUUGAAGCAAUGGGCAAAGAGGGCACGCAAGAAGUACAAUACUGAAAAGGCGAAACAGGUGGAGCGCAGGCGAAAUAACAGAAGGAAUGUGUAUUACCAAGCGCCUGCUCGCGACGAUGAGGGGUAUUAUCAUGAUUAUGGUGACGAUGAUGAUGAGAUCCUUCGAUGGGAGGAUGUAGUAGACUGGGAUACGUGGCCAAAGUCUCCUCCCUCUUCUGAUUAGCAUUACGAGAUGAGCAAUUUUGCCCCAGAUCCAACUACUGAAAUUCGAUUCUGUUUACAAGGCGUGGUAUAGUUCUUUGGUACUUAAUCGUGAUGGGUGAUGAUGUUUGCCAACGAAAGUAAAGACAACAGCCUUGGGUUCACUCGGUGCGAUUAGAUGGCGCAGUCAAAAGGGCGAGGUGAUUGCCAAUGAAUUUCAAUUUAUGCAGACUAAAAAUGAUUCAUGGCGGCUUCGCAUUUUGCUUCUGCAGACCAGGGAGUAUGCAUGUGCUACAAGGUCCAAGAAAACGUCACCUUCUAUGUAAUAAGUUUCAGUUGACGGAUAUUCUUUACUUUUAGAAGCUC
This is a messenger RNA of Fusarium redolens, 1603 nucleotides long. RefSeq names its product ribonuclease H-like domain-containing protein. Gene Ontology annotation, molecular function: exonuclease activity; nucleic acid binding. Bases 54 to 1259 code for a protein of 401 amino acids. Gene Ontology annotation, biological process: rRNA processing; ribosomal large subunit assembly. The transcript has a single exon. Gene Ontology annotation, cellular component: nucleus. Lineage: Eukaryota; Fungi; Ascomycota; Sordariomycetes; Hypocreales; Nectriaceae. The record is from RefSeq and is a predicted model, not a curated record.